This is a messenger RNA of Chaetura pelagica (chimney swift), 1485 nucleotides long. RefSeq names its product ubiquitin specific peptidase 2 (gene USP2). Gene Ontology annotation, cellular component: cytoplasm. The record is from RefSeq and is a predicted model, not a curated record. Gene Ontology annotation, molecular function: cysteine-type deubiquitinase activity. The transcript is spliced from 13 exons. Lineage: Eukaryota; Metazoa; Chordata; Aves; Apodiformes; Apodidae. Gene Ontology annotation, biological process: protein deubiquitination.
AUGUCCCAGCUCUCCUCCACCCUGAAGAGGUACGUUGACUCCUCCCGCUAUGCCGAGACCACCUACAGCAAGGUGCCCAGCGGCUACAGCUCCUACACCUCCUAUGGAUCCACCUAUGCAGACAGCAGCAAAAUUGGCUUCAAAUCCAGCUACCUGCCCUCUCCCCGCUACCACCACACCGGGCUGUCCCCCACCAGUGGCUAUGACAGCAGCCGGGUGCCCCUGUACCCUGACUCCAGCAUCCACCUGAGCCCCACGUACCUCCGGCCCCAGCCCCGGCCUCCCGGCGCUGGGCUGAGUGGGGGUGGGUGCUACACCUUUCCAGGGUCCCCCACGGGCUACCUGCCCACGACGUCACCCUCUGGACGGGCUGCUCAUGGCUCUGCCCUGCCACCCUCGGGGACCCGCUGUGCCAGCCAGCCCUGCGAGAGGAGUGAUGGACACUGUGACGUGCCCACCCAGGACCCCCUGAGCUCCAAGGUGGUGCAGGGCCUGACUGGUCUGCGGAACCUCGGCAACACGUGCUUCAUGAACUCCAUCCUGCAGUGCCUGAGCAACACCAAGGAGCUGCGGGAUUACUGCCUGCAGAACCAGUACCUGCGGGACCUCAACAACAACAGCCGCAUGCGCACCGCGCUCAUCUCAGAGUUUGCAAAGCUGAUGCAGCUGCUCUGGACCUCAUCCCCCAACGAGAGCGUGAGCCCCUCCGAGUUCAAGACACAGAUCCAGAGAUACGCGCCCCGCUUCGUCGGCUACAAGUAAGGGAUGGCAGUGCAGGGCGGGGUGAACGUUGUGCUGGUGCGGCCACGGGCCAGCACCGACACCCUGGACCAUCUUCCCGACGACGAGAAGAGCCGCCAGAUGUGGAGGAGGUACCAGGAGAGGGAGGACAGUCGCAUCAGUGACCUCUUCGUUGGGCAGCUGAAGAGUUCGCUGACCUGCAGCGAGUGCGGCUACUGCUCCACAGCCUUCGACCCCUUCUGGGACCUCUCCCUGCCCAUCCCCAAGAAAAGCUAUGGGGAGGUGACCCUCAUGGACUGCCUACGGCUCUUCACCAAAGAGGACGUGCUGGAUGGGGAUGAGAAACCGACGUGUUGCCGCUGCAAAGCCAGGACGAGGUGCACGAAGAAAUUCAGCAUCCAGAAGUUCCCCAAGAUCCUGGUGCUUCACCUGAAGCGCUUCUCAGAGGCCAGGAUACGAACCAGCAAGCUCACCACCUUUGUCAACUUCCAGCUGAAGGACCUGGACCUCCGGGAGUUCGCCUCGCAGAGCUGCAACCACACCAUUUACAACCUCUACGCCGUCUCCAACCACUCGGGCACCACCAUGGGGGGACACUACACUGCCUACUGCAAGAGCCCCAUCUCCAGCGAGUGGCACAGCUUCAACGACUCCCGCGUUACCCCCAUGUCCUCCAGCCACGUCCGCAGCAGCGAUGCCUACCUGCUCUUCUACGAGCUGGCCAGCCCGUCCUCCCGCAUGUAG